GGGGACUUUCGGGGCCAGAUCUAACGUCCUUGGCAUUGAUGUCAAGGCUCUGUCACACCCCACACACUUGACUAACUGGCACCCAUAUUUUCAUCUACGAUGUAGAUUCUACAUUGAAGGCAUCUCUCGCAUUUGUCUGUUUUGGCUACACCAUACAUUUUGAAUUUGUUCUUUAAUUGUUUCUAUCUGGCAACACGCCGCAAACCCUCCGGCGUCAUGGCAUCUCUGUCAGUCCGCGGUCGCGAUGCUGCGUUGGCCAAAGGCGCCACGCUUUUUUGGGAGAUCCUGAAGAACCUCUGGCAUCCCGACGACAACCCAUCAGGCUUCUUGAGCCUCGCAAUGGCCGAAAAUUCCUUGAUGCAUUCCCGUCUCCUACCUCGCCUCACCGAGUGUUUCGAGCCUACGCCUCACAUGUUGACCUAUGGUGACGGCACCACAGGAUCGAAUCGACUCAAGUCUGUCAUGUCGGCCUUCCUGAUGAGGCAACUUGGGCCGACUGUGGCCCUCGAAGCAGACCACAUCACCAUCACGAACGGCUGUUGUUCCGCCCUUGAGCAGCUCGCUUGGGCUAUCGCAGACCCCGGUGAGGCAUUCCUUCUAGGCAAGCCUUACUUCCGAGCCUUCUUGACGACUCUUGGCGGCAGAAUGCACGUUAAUACCGUACCGGUAUCAUUUGCAGAUGCUGAUCCGUUAGGACUAGAGGCCGUGAAGAAGUACGAGGAAGCUUUACUUGAGGCACGGGAAAAGGGCCAAAAUAUCAGGGGGCUCAUCCUCUGCAACCCGCACAAUCCCCUUGGCCGAUGUUAUCCCCGCGAUACCAUCGUCAGACUGAUGAAGCUUUGCCAGAAGUACCAUAUCCACCUAGUCAGCGACGAGAUCUACGCUCUCUCCGUCUGGGGCCCGGGAGAGCAAUUCUACUCCUGCCUGUCUAUUGACACUAAGGACGUCAUCGACCCGUCGCUUAUACAUGUUGUUUGGGGGGCUUCAAAGGACUUUGGGGCCAACGGUCUUCGUAUCGGAGCCGUUAUCUCUCAGCACAACCGGGAGCUUCACACAGCCAUCGCCUUCUCUUCUAUUCACAGCUCGGCCGCCUCCCUCGCAGAAGCAUCCGUGGCUAAUAUCCUCGAGGACACCGCGUGGGUUGAUGCAUACAUAACGGACAAUCGGCUGAAGCUGGCCGAGCACUUCGUACUGGUGGCUAGUUGGGCAGAUAAUCAUCAGGUAUCUGUGGAGCCCGGUAGCAACGCUGCGUUCUUUGUCUGGGUCGAUAUUGGAACACCCUUCCGAGCAAGCCAUCCUGAAAUGACUGCAGACGAAGCUGCCACAGCUUUGGGAAAGGCGCUUUGGGAUCAAAAGGUUCUGCUUGCCGCUGGAGAACAGUUUGGUGCCGAGAAACCCGGAUGGUUCCGGGUUGUUUACUCCCUCGACCGGAGAGACCUGGAUGAGGGGCUGCGUAGAAUAGCCUUGGCCUUGGAGAGCUAG
Verticillium dahliae VdLs.17 is the source of this 1482-nucleotide messenger RNA. Its product is annotated as ACC synthase. The transcript has a single exon. Gene Ontology annotation, molecular function: transaminase activity; pyridoxal phosphate binding. Gene Ontology annotation, biological process: amino acid metabolic process; biosynthetic process. NCBI's taxonomy places the organism in Eukaryota, Fungi, Ascomycota, Sordariomycetes, Glomerellales, Plectosphaerellaceae. The record is from RefSeq and is a predicted model, not a curated record. Bases 217 to 1482 code for a protein of 421 amino acids.